AUGCCUCUGGAUGAUCCCUUGGCCUAUAUCACAAGCGAUAUUUUAUUCACAUUCGUGCCACCUCCGGCCCCCGAAAUCCGAAGUGCAUCCAUCCAUCAUACAAUUAUCUCCCAGGAAGGCAUUCUCCCAGGUUCGGGAUCUGUACCCUCCGCGAAUCCGAGGCAACUUGUGAGCUGGACGACAAGGCCCACGGCCCCUUACAGAACCGAAAACAACAGAGCCGAUAUAGCAAAUAUGUCAGGCGAAUGGUUUCCCGUGCUUCAUAAGGCCAAUUCUCCGGGUGGUGAACUCUUCGGUUUUAGGAAGCUUGCGUUUCUGGAUGACGGUGUGCUUGUAUGGCCUAUUGCUACGAUUCCUGGCGUCCGAAAAGUGGCUCUUUUUGGUGGAAGCUUUGAGGUCAAUUCCGGUAGCCAGGAUCGAACAAGGUGGUGA
Drepanopeziza brunnea f. sp. 'multigermtubi' MB_m1 is the source of this 432-nucleotide messenger RNA. The record is from RefSeq and is a predicted model, not a curated record. NCBI's taxonomy places the organism in Eukaryota, Fungi, Ascomycota, Leotiomycetes, Helotiales, Drepanopezizaceae.